AAAAACUGGCAGCCCAAAUGCUGACUGUGUAAAAGAUGUAUAGUAGCUUGCACAUCAAAAGCCUGCAGGCCCCUGGUGCAUCCACACCUGCAGUGCCUGCAAAGGAGCCUGGACCACAGUGUCUCCCGGUGAGCAGGAUGUUCAUGGAAAGUGGGACAUGAUAGAGAAGUAUAAAUAUAAUGGCAAAUGUGUAAAACACCUGGAUUCAGCGCAAAUGAGCUGUUCUGCUUGGAGAUGGCUCUAGACUACUCUGAAUUUUCUGAGGGCACAACUAGGCAGUCAGACUCUUGCUGUGAAAACCUCAGGUUUCUGUACCUCCUUGAAGUGGUCCAUUUCUUCCCUUCUCCCUUUAAGAACAAACAAAUAAUGAAGAACUGGUCUUAGGAGAGUUUUGAGAGGCUGCCGCUGUCUUCCAGCUGAUGUUCCAUUGGGCUCUGGAGGAGUGAAGGUCCAUUGGGUGUUGUCUUCAUGUGUUCAUGACAAGCCAUUCUUUCUAGGGGAGAUCAGUGCCCCAUGACUGCAGGAAUAUCAAGACCUGCCCCAGAGCCACUCUGUUCAUUCAGUUUGCAUUCAUACUGUGCUGCCUGUGCACUUAAUGUAUGAAUAAUAUAGUAGUUUUUUAUGACAGUUAUUCAGCAUCUACAUACUUCUGCUGGAAGGAGGGCAGAGGAGAGCAGGGCGGGGAGGUUUUUACUUAAUGAAACUGUUGUUAUUUGCUGACAAGAUCACUGAUUAUCUUAAGAAGAGGGAACUUGAUCUCCUUCCAAAUAACUAAACAGGAAUUUGCACUGCAGAAUAUGUGUGAAGUGUGUGUAUUCCAGGAAAAAAAAGACUGUUUACAGUCCCAUUGCCGUAGAGACUUCAACAUCUGUUACGAAACAACAUCAGUGAUCACAGUGUCCAUGUUCUUUACGAUGAUUUGAUUAUUUUAUCCGUAGGCCAGUGAAGCAGUACAUGAACACACGCUCCUACUAGACCCACCUCACAUGAACUCAACCUCAUGGCAAUCCCUCUGUCGUGCUUCAGAUAUUCCUAAAUGUGCUUCAAAUAUUUCUUCAUUUAGCCUGAGAAAAAUGUUCAUUAUGAAGGAGGUAUGCCAGAAAGAUGUCCCAGCUGCCUGGGCUUUUCACAUGCAGACAUUGACUCCAGGUGUCUUGGCUCUGAGAGGCGUCUGGAGGGGUCCCUGAAGGAGAGUUGGACUUUGAGUCCUGCUCCUGCAGAGUUGCAGUCACAUAACAUACACACUUGAGUCCCUCCAGGAAUGCAGCUCCACCACCCCCUCCUACCUAGAGAUCAGCAGCAGUUAGACAUGUGCAGCCUGAUGCUUCCUGGCCCUGCAGACAGACACAUGCUGCCCACGCUGUAGCUCCAACACUGCCACUACAGACCCAGGCCCAUUGUCAAUCCCACCCAGGACUGGGAGAUAGAUACUUGAGAGUCAAAGAGGUUUUUGACCAUUAAGGCAAGAGCAUAAAUUGGCAUGCAGUGUCUCAAGUGAUGGUUGGCUGGCUGCUGUUAAAGAAGAGUCCACAGUGGAUGGAACACCUAGAGGAUGGCACGCAGGUCCUUUGUGCUUGAGAGUGUGGGCCCCAAGCACCCUGCCAUCAGCUGUAUUCACUGGCCAAAGGGUAGAAGAAAGGGCUGCAUACCCACUAAGGAGGAGAGGAGACAUUUCACUCAUUUAAUUUCAUGGCUUCCAAACCCAGCCUAAAGCUGGGAGUAGAGAACAAGUGGGAAGAAAAGAACUGUUUACAUAAUCCUUUGCCCGUGAAAUGGGUCAGCGGUUCUUGCAGGAGAAGAGGAACAUAGUUUUUAAGAAAUAAACAACAUCACUUUACUUGGUAAUAGCUGGACAGUCCUGCUUUUUUGGAGAGUAAUACAGAAGUUUAUGAUGGGCUUAUAUGCCUUGUCUUUUUCCCCCAUGGUGUCUCCUCCAAACACAGCUCUGUAAAAUGGAACAUUCCUGCUGUUUUCUUUAAAGUAAUCUGUAAUUCCUUGGCCACAACGCAAAGGGAGGCACCCAUCUGUUUGUUUGGGUUUUUUUUUCUCUCUUCCACAAAUGUCUCUGUUUAUGUUAACUAGCAAAUCUAAUCAUCCAGCUCAGAGAAGAAUUACACAACUACAAACCUCCUAAGAUUUCAAUCUAAUAGCAAAUCUUGCUUAAUCUUCCAUGUUUGCUUCUUGCUUCAGAUUUGCAGCUCCUUGGCAUUACAGCUGUGCUGUGCUUCUACAUAUAAACCAGAUUAAACAGCAAAAAGAACACAGAACAGGAAAGCUGUGUUAUUUCCACCUUGCAGGACUUGCUGAAAUGAGCCUGGCUGUGUUAAACGUGAGAUAAAACUCCCACAGGGAGCAUUAUUCUGAGUGAUUCAUAUAAACACUUGAAGAAGUCAGUCUUCGUUCAGCUUCCUAGUCAAUUAAGUUCAUUUAUAAGGGAGAUACUUUUAUCAGAAGGAGGUCUGAAGGGAAGGCGAGUUACAGCUGAGACCCUCUGACCGAUGCCUCCAAGGUAAUCUCAUUCUGACAGAUUACUCCAUGGGCCAAGGAGGGCCAAUGCCUAUACUCACUCAACCUCUUAACUUUGAGGAGUCUGGACUGAAUAAGGGCUGUGUGAUUUUGACCACCCAGUUUGGCAAGGAGUGCUCCAAGGAGGUGUAACUGCUGAGUAAGUUCCUGUCUGCGUGGGCGCUCAGGAGAAGGGGCAGAGGCUGCUGGAGAAUCACGCCAGGUGAUAAGAAAUGGAUGUGAUGAUGCUCUGGUUUCUGCUGCUCCUUCUCCUGGUCAGCUUUGUCUCGCCUGCACCCAGGUUUUCGGAUAAAGAUAUCUGCCUCAUAGACAACAAUAAAUUAAGACAAAGGUUAAAACAGCUUCAAGACUUGCUUUACUUAUAUGAACUGCAACUGAAGGACAUUCAGGAGAACACUUACCAUAGAACAAAAAGUGGGCUGUUCUCAGGCAACAGGACUGUGCAGCAUGAGAUGCUUUUACCCACAACCAGUGGAAAUUUAAUAGUCUAUGACCAAGAUUGCUCCGCGGUGUAUAAUCGGAAGAAAACCAAAAAUGGUUACUACAGGAUCAGGCCAAGAGCAGAUCGAGAGCCUUUCCUGGCAUACUGUGACAUGUCUGAUGGCGGGGGAUGGACUGUCAUUCAGAGGCGGAGUAAUGGCAAGGAGAAUUUCAACAGGAAAUGGGAUGAUUACAAACUCGGAUUUGGGAAAUUCCAGGGUAAGAAUGAUGAAUACUGGCUGGGCAAUGACCACAUCUAUGAUCUCCUCUCUAGAGGAGAGAUGUCAUUGAAGAUUGAUCUGGUGGACUGGGAUGGAGAAAGACGUUAUGCAGUCUAUGAAAAUUUCCAGCUUGCAAAUGAGCAGGACAAUUACAGGUUAUGGUUUGGCACAUACUCUGGUAAUGCUGGCGACGCUCUGUCUGGUGGGAGCAAUUUUGAAGUUCAGUGGUCAGCCUCUCACAGAGGGAUGCAGUUCACCACAUCUGACAAGGAUCACGAUCGAUACCUGGCAGGCAACUGUGCAUUAGAGAACAUGGGUGGUUGGUGGUUUAACAGGUAUGGAAAACAGUUGAUUCAUCUUGGAUGCAUAGGGUAUGGGUAGAUGUACAGCCUAGAGGACUUGCCCACCUUACAGCAACUGGAGGGUUUUGUGUGUAUUUGCCACCGCACACAGCCAAAUCUAAGAUGUUCACACCUCUAGAUCCUCAAAGGAAAGCAAGCUGCCGCUUUCAUUCUGAAGCAAAGCAGGUAAGUUGCAUUCACUUUAAGAAACUGGGCCACAGGUAAGUUGCAUUAAUUUUAAGCAUAUGGGUCAAAAUAAAUGCAUGAGGGAGAAUGACCUGCAAGGAAAGGAGCCAAAUUUAAAUUCCUUAAAGUGCUUUGUGUUAUAUCCCAGGAAAGAAAACAAUUGUAGCCACUGCAAUGUGAAGUGUAUACAAAGGACAUUACUGCAGAGCAUGCCUAGGGAGUAAGCUACACCUUAGUGGUCCUGAUGGUCUGUUUGCUAGUUGGACAUAGCCCACACAUCAACAGAUAGGGGCUCAGGUUCACCAGCCUUGAGAGCGUGGAUACGCUGUGCUCAGUUUUCCUGCAGGAUGACCAGGCCCUCAUCACAUACAAACUGAAAUCCAUGGAGCUAAAAAAAAAAAUGUACAUCAAUAAAGGGAUUUACCUUGAUUAAAAGACAUCUGCAUUUUCAGGUGCCCGUACGUAGCUGACUAUACUUGAGCUAGAGCCUACAAAAUGGCACUGCACUCCUCUGUUUAGGCAGCUGAACCAUGUCGCUAGUUAAUACAUUUGAAGGCGACAAAAGUUUAAAUUACCAGACCAGCAUAGUUGUCUACUUUAGGAUGACCCACAUAAUUCUCUGGGUUCCACUAGAGGCGUUAACCAGAUCUCCAUAGGCUAUAGUAGGACUUCACUUAACCAGUUCAGUAAAGACAGAUCCAUUUAGGUGUCUGAACCUGUCAACGAAUCCCGCCCUGGGAUUUCUAAAUGCAUGUUGUGUGAAAAUUGUACUUCACUGUAAUGAUGCAAUAUCUUCCCACACUAAACCUCAUCUCCGUUUUUCCCUCUUCUACAUCGUUACAAGGUGCCAUGCUGUAAACCUCAAUGGACAAUACUACAGAAGAGGAAGGUACAGUGGAUCCCAUGACAAUGGCGUGGUUUGGUCUACAUGGCACGGGGUGUGGUACUCACUAAAAUACUCAGCCAUGAAAAUCAGGGCUCCAUUCU
Molecule: messenger RNA, 4741 nt
Organism: Cuculus canorus (common cuckoo)
Lineage: Eukaryota; Metazoa; Chordata; Aves; Cuculiformes; Cuculidae
Product: fibrinogen-like protein 1
Exons: 9
Coding region: 2739-3608 (289 amino acids)
Source: RefSeq, a predicted model, not a curated record